Moneuplotes crassus is the source of this 1617-nucleotide messenger RNA. Lineage: Eukaryota; Ciliophora; Spirotrichea; Euplotida; Euplotidae. The record is from the annotation of a GenBank genome assembly.
UUCCAAAAACCACUCUCCUCACCCUACCACCUCCCUCUCCUCCAUCAUCCACACCUCUUCUGACUCCUUCCAUACCUCUCUGUACUCCCUUUCUCAUCUGUAGUUCCUCAGAUCCCCCUCCCAUCAACCCCAAAAACCCUAUCUCAACCCCUCUGCCUCCAAAAGUCAAUCCCAAGAACCCCUCUCUUAACCUCCAGCCCAACAGUAUAAAAUCCGAGAGCCAAGGAGUUCCAAAACCACUCAACAUAUUAUUCAAAAAACUAGUCAGAGCAAGUACACGAUCAAGUAUUCAAAAUUUGAAGAGCAAGGCAUCAAAAAGUAAGAAAUAGAAGGGGAAUAUACAAGGAGGAAAAUACUUGGCAAACAGAAAAUGAAGACUGUCAAAGAAAUUAUGUUUGAGAAAGAUCUUGCUGCAAUUUAUCUUGAGAACAAAGGAAUGACAUUCAGUAGUGAAGAUUCUGAAACUUCACAUAAAAGCUCAGAUACUUCAAAUGAAAGUAAAGAAAGAAAACGAUACAGGUACAAACCGAAAAGAGAGAAGACAGCUUGGAACAAGAUUACUAACUUUAUCCUAAAUGAAGAUCCUAAUAUCUUUCGAAGAAUCCUAAGAGGCAUGAAUACUCAAUUCUAUGAAGACUUUGAAGAUACUGCUCUAAGAGCAUACAAAUUAGAUGACCUUAAGCCUGAAGACUUCAAUGCAUUGAAAAAGAUUGGGAUUCGAAGAAUGAACCAGACUUCUCUAAAAACAGCCCUAAUGAAUGAUUCUGGAAGCGAAGAUGAGCAUAUAGACCCAUUCAAACAAGUCAGAGAUAAGGAAGAAACUGUCAAAGAGUUAGUCAGGACUAGGACUUUGUUGAAAGACAAGGACAUUGUAGUUGUAGAAAAGCCACAAAUAUACACAGACUUGAUCAAUGCGUAUCGUAAGUGUAAAGAGACAGGCUAUCAGCCUAAGAGAAGUUUCCAGCAAAAGAUAGCAGAGGUUCAUAAAGCUAAUAUUGAUUUUAAAGCUGAGGCAGCUAUUAAUAAAUAAAUUUAUUCAGAGGAAUUCUAUUAUGAUGAACCCUCCCAAAUUUCAUGCUCAAAAAUUUUCAGCCAUACGGAAAUAGAACUCAGAGGGGAAAGGAAUUGUUUGCCAAAAGGCAUGCUACACUUCAUGAAGUCAACGAAGAGAGGAAGUUUAGUCUCAAGAAGGUCGCCAACAUUACUCGGGCCUCGAUUAAGUCUUUGUUAGCAAAGAAGGUCUUAUUUGAGGAAUCCCAAAAGCCAAAAAUCCGAUACAGCAUCAACAAGUUCUCUGAUAGAGGAGGUUAUUACAAAGAUUUGGGCAAAACAAACACUUCUUGGCUGCAGGGAUCAAAUCUUUCACAGAAGAGUAAAGAUAAUUCAAAGAAUAGACUCUUUGAAAAGAUGGCUGAAGGGAUCCCGUUUAGAAAUAAGAAGAAUUAUUCGAUAUCUGGUAAGCCGAAGCUCUCUGCUUCCUUAAGAAGAUCUUUGCUUAAAAAGGGCCAGUUAAGAGACAGAAACCGCUCUUUAGUAGCACAGUUUAACAGCAGAGGGGGAUCUAUGGACAAUCGAAACCGGAGAGUGUCCAUUGAAGUAGAAUGUAUGAGUCCAUAA